Paramisgurnus dabryanus is the source of this 1522-nucleotide messenger RNA. RefSeq names its product C2 calcium-dependent domain-containing protein 4C. Lineage: Eukaryota; Metazoa; Chordata; Actinopteri; Cypriniformes; Cobitidae. The record is from RefSeq and is a predicted model, not a curated record.
CAUGGCAAGGCCAUUUUCUAAGGAAAGGUCUCCCUUUGAAGCGACACCAUUGAGGUCACUGUUGACCUUUAGUAGUGAGUCAUAGCCACAUCUAUAUGACCUGAGACUAGUUUGGCAUACAUAACAGUUUUGGGGUUGACAGGACGCUUUAUAUAAGAUCAAAAGAAAGCAGACUACAUGUAGAGUAAAAGAGAAGCAGCACGCGGGGCUGUAAAAUGACCUGUGAUUGGCUACUGUGCCAUGAAGCGGUGAAAGCAAUGAUGGACCAACAUUAAAACAUCCACACGUAUAACACAGAGCUGCCAACAGAACUCAACCACAAGUCAUCUAAACAGUGUAUUGCAGAAUUGACUGGCAUUAUCUGACACAAUGUGGAUCAUUCAGCGACUGCAGGAGGGUGCAGAAAAUCUUCCACUUCAGAUCAGUCACCUGAUCAGCAAGAAUAAAAAAGAGAUUUCUGCGAAGACCAACAUCUUCAAUAAACUACCCAACAACGUGCUCACGCCUGAUAAAAUUCCUGACUUCUUUCUGCCUCCGAAGCUGACCAAGCGCUGCCUUAUGGCAGAUGCAGAAAAAAUUACACAGUGCCUAAAUGAAGAAAUUAGGUCUGGAAAAAUAUCUAGACCUGAUGCAAGUCAGCCAAGUUUCAACAAACCUACAGUAGCCUUGAACAAACUUAAGUCAAUCCCCUAUUCACUAAAAUGCUACGAGUCUGGUUUGUUCGAGAGUCCGAACACCCGACGCAAAGAGUCUUUGUUUCAUUCUGCGUUUACGGGUUAUACGCUGGAGCGAAUGAACGUCAAGGCUCCAAAGCUUUCAAACAGAUCACUGCUUAAGGCAGGCAGCACUGAGAGUGACACACCUUCUGCUGACUCCACCCCUCAUUCAUCACCACCGCCAAUGAGAAGAGAGAACUGCACGAAGCCACAUUCAAUCCCAGGAUAUCCACCCGAGCAAGAUGUUCUGCACACUUUCAGAGAAGACAAAAAUAAAGCUUACUGCAAUCCAGACAAAAAGGCCCCUCAAUGCGCCAAGGUCAUCCAGGCUCCUCCCUCCACUAAACUAGCCCCACCCAUUCAGUUCCCGAUGGACAUGCUACACUGCCAGGAACGCUUUCAUCAGGAGCAUGUCCUUCCUCUUCCACAGAGAGGUCGCGUGCGCCUCUCUGCCUUCCGGUCCAGUGCCACCGCGUGUUCGGCAACGAUUCGCAUCCGCGUAGUCUCCGUAGAAGGCCUGAGAGAUCCCGGUGACCUUCGACCUCUGACCUGCAGCUUGACCCUAAGCCUCAGUCCUGGCAAGCUGCAGCGCCAGCACAGCGCAAUCAUCAGAAACUGCCAUAACCCUGUGUUCAAUGAAGAUUUUUUCUUCACUGAGACUGAGGAGCAGGAAGGAGGCUUGAGAGAUUUAGCGCUCAGACUGAAGGUGCUGGAUAAGGCCUCAGGUCUGGGGAGAGGGGUUGUGUUGGGAAUUGUCCUUAAACCUUUGUGCCAGCUACUGUCACUAUAAGUUGUAUGUGCACACC